This is a messenger RNA of Actinia tenebrosa (Australian red waratah sea anemone), 3545 nucleotides long. Its product is annotated as protein-lysine N-methyltransferase SMYD4. Gene Ontology annotation, molecular function: histone deacetylase binding. Gene Ontology annotation, cellular component: cytoplasm; nucleus. The record is from RefSeq and is a predicted model, not a curated record. Lineage: Eukaryota; Metazoa; Cnidaria; Anthozoa; Actiniaria; Actiniidae.
GUUGCUCGAGUUUACAGAAACGACUUUUUUGUACACUGAGCCGUUUGGCUUCUCGUGAAUGACCAUUCUAUAGAUCCAAUAGAACUGGAUUUUCUAAAUUGGGGUCGAUAGACUAGAUGUCUAACUAAAUGGUUAUAAACCAGAUAUACUGAGUCAUUUUAGAGCUCAUCCAGAGGACAUUCAGGACUCCUGAAGCAGCAUGUCUUUCAAUUUAAAGGAAGAAUGGGAGAAGAUCGUGGUGGAGCAGCUCAGUCGACCUCAUUUGAAAGACUUCGGCAAGCUAAAGACUGACUUGGAAAGAUUCAGAUUUUGCAGGAGUAUUAUAAGUAAUGAGCCUAGGGUCCAAGAUCUUAUUCAAACUGUACAAAAGGUCUUGAAUCGAAAGAGGAGUGUGCCUGGAAAGUCUAUUGAGAAAGUUCAACAGUUUGCAAGUGCUGGUGAUGAUUGUUGUGUGAAAAAGCAGUUCAGGAAGGCUGUGCCAUACUAUUCCAAGAGCAUCCAGUAUUUUCCUUGCAAAAGAAACAGCACAUCUUCAUCCAAUGAACCUACGAGCUUAAACUCAGAGCCAACACUUGCUGCUGUCUUAACAAGAAGAGCUGAAGCAUUGUUUAUGGUUGGAGAAUAUGAGGCUUGUCUGAAUGACAUUAGAGAAGCUUCAUCAUUACAGUACAAUCACACUCUUAGUGAUUGCCUCAUCAAGGUAGAAAAAGCUUGCUUGAAGAAACAAGAUAGACAAGCCAGAGCAAGCACAGGAUCAAGUAGCAGCCCAGCUCUACCUGAGCUUGCAGGAGGACAACAUGAUAAAAUUGCUAAUGGGUCAAAACUUAUAGCAAUCAAUCAUGAUGCUAAGCAGGGUAGAUUCCUGCAGGCAUGUGACGAUAUCCGUGCAGGAGAUGCACUCAUUGCUGAAAAACCUUUUGCAGCAGUUUUACUGCCAGAAAAUUCUCAGAGCUAUUGUGAUAAUUGUUUCAAACCUCUUGUGGCACCCUACUCGUGUAGAAAGUGUUGUUCAGUGCUCUAUUGCUCUCCUUCUUGUCGAGACAAUGCCUGGAUGGAAUAUCAUUCAGUUGAGUGUUCUCUUUUUCCUGUCUUAGAAAUGUUGGACACCUUUGUACACCUUUCUCUUAGAGUGUUACUGGCAGCUGGGCCUGAGCAAAUACUAAAUGUCCUACAGGAAACAUGUACUGGCAGGGAUGUGGAGGCUUCAUCUGUUAACAUGGGAAGUGUUCCAGGCUGCACAUCUAGUGGUGCAUAUCCUGGAGACUAUAGCUCUGUCUUCUCACUAGUCACUAAUUCAGAGCUACAGCCAGUCAAGGCAUUAAUGUCAUAUUCACUGAACUCAGCAUUUUUAAUGGAAUUUUUGGAAGAUGCAGUAUCAUUACCUAAGACACAGAGAUUACGAAGUCAAGAAAAUGAAACGAAUUGUGCAGAUUCAGGACAAAAUGAACUAGAUUCUGAUGAUGACAGUGUAAAUUUGAGUGAUGUAUGUCAGACCUGUGAACAGGAGAGAACUGUUGAUGUAAUUUCUUAUAAACGAUCACAUUCCGAAUCAUCUGAUGAGCUUGGGUGCAAGGAUGGACCAAUGAAAAAUGUCCUCAGAUGUGGAAAGAUGUCUGACUCACUUGGUUUAUACAACGAGGAAUUUACGAACACUUUAAGUGAAGAGGUUGUAGGAUCAUUGUUAUUGCAUCACCAACAGCAAAUGCUUUGUAACGUGCAUGCCAUCACCACAAUUGUUUCAACAAGUAGCAGUGACGAGGAAGGUGAUGAGGACUAUAAUAGUAUAGGUGUUCAUGGACAGGUUAUUUCACGAGAACAAAGAAGAAUUGCUACUGCUAUUUAUUCUACCGGAUCAUUACUCAAUCAUGCAUGUGAUCCUGAUGUAAUAGUAAGUUUUGUUGAUGGUGUUCUAGUAGUAAGAGCGACACACAACAUUUCUCCUGGUUCAGCCAUCACUCACUGCUAUGGUCCACAUGCUAGCCGUAUGCCCAGAGAAGAAAGACAAAAACUUCUGUUCAAACAGUACUUCUUUACUUGCCAGUGUUCUGCUUGUACCAGGGAUGAGGAGAUGGAAAAAAAACUGUUAUGCUUCUCUGCAUUUGCUUGUCAGAACUGCAAGGGUGCCAUGACGCCAAGUAUAGUUGAUUCAACAGUUGGUAGAUGUCAGAACAAAGACUGUAAUCAGGAGAAGUCUCUUGAGGAAGAACUGAGACUUGCUUGUGAAGCUGACCUGUUUUUCUGCAAAGGUAUCAGGUUAUUGGAAAGAGUUGGUGUUCAUGAUGCUCUAGAGGUGCUCUUAGAAUGUUUACGGAUCAGGAAGCAGAUACUACAUCAGUACAACAAGGAUCUUGCAGAAACACAUGAUGCUAUUGCCAGGUGUCAUGCCAUGAUUGGGGACUUUAAGAACGCAACUCAUCACUGUCUACAGAGCUCUGAGGCAGUGGAAAAGGCAUAUGGCUCAUCAAGUGUAGAAUAUGGACAUGAACUUCAUAAGCUAUCGCAGUUGCUCUUUAAUGACCAGCAAGUAAAGAAAGCUUUAGCAACAAUAGACAAGGCAGUUGGUCUCUUGGGAACCCACUAUGGCCACUGUCAUCCUGAUGUCAAAGAGCUUGGGGAGAUGAAAAAAUGCCUUGUUGCUGUAAAUGGCAAAGGAAACCACUUAUAGUAUAUAUAUACUUGACCACACUCUGCCUGGCUGUGAUAGUGCACGUCAUGCAUGAAGAACAUUAACUGAACUUCUCCUUUGUAGUCCCUGUUUAUCAUAAACUGCAGAUGGGUAAUGAGGUGAUUAAACUUGUAGAACCAAACAUUGUAGUUCCUUGGCCAUCUUGAAAGAAAAAGGGAUUCGUGAUGAGUUAAUUCAAUGUCAGAAACAGUAAUGCUUGCUCAACUAUAAAAAGUGUUCCAGAUAUUAAAGUUUAUCUGACAUCAUAACCAAGAAAGAAUGAAAAAAAUCUAAAAUUAAAAAGGUGUGUGCUUGGGUAACACGAAAGUAAAUCCAUAAGCUAUAAGAAAGAAAUAUUGACCAACUAUGACAUAAAAAGAUUUCUAGAAUGACAUAGAAGAACUAUUUAUUUGACAAAGCUCCACUACUCAAUAUGUGUAGAAUAAUAUAAGAAUGAUUUUUAUGUUACUUAAAGAUAUGGUAGACUUAAUAACUCUGAUAAAAAAAUGAAUUACAUAAGAAAAAAUAAACGGAAAAAAGGUUUUAAAACUGCUACAGUUGAGGUGGGCUGGGUACAUGUACAAACUAACAACCUAAUCCUAGCAAUAAUGAACAAGUAUACUUAUUUCCAAGAGUUUUGUUGAAGUAUUUUAUAAAGUUUCAUUAUUUUUGUUGAAAGUAUAACCAAAAUAUUGUUAGCCAUUAUAAAGAGAGAAUUUUUGUAGUACAUGAUCAUCAGAUAACUUAGGUAGCUGGUUGGUGAAUCAGUAUAGAGUUAGUUUACUCAUAUUGAGAGUUAUGGAUUAUAUUGUUCAGUAGCAUGGCAGAAAGUGUCAUACUGUGUUAAGGAAAUAAGGAAUAAAGAAAGUUUAUUUUAUUA